GGCCACACAUUUUCCAGGAUUCUGUAUAAUCCCUUCUGUUGAGAGAAUGUCUGCGGCGCAUCAGUCCUCGUGAGAGGCGGCAACGCCGAAGGAUCCACACAGCCGGCGCUCGUGGCGAGUCACGUGGCCCCUCCUGCCAGCCAAGCGCUGGAGCUGCCGGGUUCCCGACUCGCAGCUCGGCGGCAGUGGGCAGGGGACGGACAGAGUAAAUUAGACGCGCGCGCUCCUGCAAGACUUCCACGUUUGGUGAGCAAAAUUAAAGAUUUUAUUUUCUGCCCUUUAAAAUUGUUCACA
This is a messenger RNA of Gryllus bimaculatus (two-spotted cricket), 294 nucleotides long. NCBI's taxonomy places the organism in Eukaryota, Metazoa, Arthropoda, Insecta, Orthoptera, Gryllidae. The record is from the annotation of a GenBank genome assembly.